UGGAUAAGGUCUAGGACAGAUCCCCUCUUUUAUUCUUGCAGUUUGAGGCUGUCUCAGUGGCUUACUUUCUUUCUUUCCUCUCUCUAUGGUCCCUGAUCUAGCAGUAUAUGACAGGUGGAUGGAAGGCAACAUUACAAUAUCAUUGAAACCUCUCCAGUCGUUUCAACUGGUAGCAAUUAAGAAGGAAAUAACGUUAAGAGGGGAGGAAGACACGACUACACCCAGAGUUAAGUGACACUUAUUUGCUACUUAUGCGCAUUGGUUGACUGAUUUAACUGCGCCGUAGUGAAAACUUGGUGGAUUUCACUAAAACACAACUAACGUUACCUAAUCAUUGUUAUUAAUAGGAGUUAGCUAGCUAGCUUGCUGGUUAUAAGGACUUUAACAGGCUAACGUUAUUAUUGCUAGAUAAUUAACGUUAGCUAACAUUCGACAUUCAUUGUUCAAAUGUGCGGAUAUUAAAAACUAACUGUACCACUUCAAGUAAAUCUGACUUGCAGAUACAUACCGCAGUAUACGAACUAGCUAUAUUGGAAAGUUCCUAAAUACAACAUAUUGUGUACAAAAAUACCUGAUGAUAACCCUUUAUCAAGUUAGUUUGCUUGCUAGCUAGCUUCUAGCCAUGUUGGCUGGGUUAGCUAAACUAGCUAGAAAGCUAGCUGAACUGACAAUAGUAACGUUAUAUCAGUUAUCAUCCUCCAACCUCUCUUUCUGAACUGGCGGUAGUCCACGUCAUGCCACGCACCUAGCUAGUUAUCAAACUGGCUUCACAUAGGCCUACCUGUAACUGUUGAUAUUCUUGGUCAAUUUCUCCCCAUUCAGUUUGACACCUUUGCAGUGACAUUGUGUCAGUAAGCGGCACUCGCCGACUCCCACUGUACAGAACCUCCAACCGCUAGUACAGCUGUCCACGAUUAUUUUCUUAUUUCAUUUAGAGCGCAUGCGUCCGACCGCCUACUACUGUCAAAUGUACAUUUGUGUCGUCACUUGUUCUAAAGUGCAGAAAUAAACUUACUAGACAGGAACCCCUACUACAGUAACAUUUUCAUGAACAGAACUGUAUUUGUAUGAAUGUUUUGAAUAAUGAUUUUGAGGGCAAUAUAAUGACACAUUUACAAAAACUGAGAAAGUUUCUCAGCCCGAACGAAAUCUAGUAUUUCUACAUCUAUGCAAGUUGGUUGCUAUGGGGAGAGGACGCUUGGUCAUUGUUGCCUCGCAUGUCUUUUACCACCUAGCUAGCUAACCAGCUAUGUUGACCUAAUGUUAAAUUUUACUUCACUUUGAAAAUUGAAAAGACAAGUGGAUUGAGCUAAAAGGAGUCGUUCGCUUGGACACAUACGAGGUACAAUUUGAGUUAAUAAAUUAUUUUUAGCUGUAAAAGUAAUGUAUAAAAAUGCCACAUUAGCUAGCUAGUUAGCUAAUUUAAUUUGAAGCUUAGUUGGCAUAACCUGCGAAAUGUUCUAAUUUUGUUUCUGUUUUGGUUGUCAUUUGAUCAGUCAUUGUAAACAAACAAUGUAGCUAUAGCUAGCUUCAAAUUAUAAACUAUUUUCAACUACCUGUACCAUGAAUGGACUGUCAAGUCUUUGCAUCCAUAGCUGUAGUCUAGAGGUUACCAGAUACAUGUAUUUCUACAGCAUCCUCCAAACCAGGUGGUGGGGCUGCAGUUAUGCUGUAAAUUGAUUAAGGAUUGUGCCUUUAAGUUAAUAACUUUUUCAAACAAAUUUGAAAAUAAUGUAUGUUUUGCUUACAGCCAUGCCUCAUCUGAAGAAACCUCAAAAAGUGGAGCCCCUGUCAAAAUUAUGGGACAGAAAGGCACAAAAGUGUGGACUGCGACACACUGUUUAUUCAGUCAAUGGAGAUGAAUACACCGGGGAUUGGCUAGACAGCAAGAAGCAUGGCAAAGGAACUCAAAUUUGCAAGAAGGCCGGGGCCAUUUAUGAUGGAGACUGGAAAUAUGGCAAACGUGAUGGAUAUGGGACCUACAGCAAACUCCUGUCUGUAACCAAUGAGUAUUCAAGGGAAUACUCAGGUGGAUGGAAAAAUGACAAAAAGCAUGGGUUUGGGACCUACUUCUACAGUGACACUGCCUGCUAUGAGGGAGAAUGGAGUGAGGAUCAGAGGAGUGGCUGGGGCAGGAUGUAUUAUGACAAUGGGGACAUAUAUGAGGGAGAAUGGCUGAAAAACAAACAUCACGGACAGGGCAUGCUUCGUCUCGCCAACGAAAACAGGUAUGAAGGCAACUGGAAGUAUGGGAAGAAGAAUGGGCAUGGAAAGUUCUUUUACCUGGACAAAGGUCAGCUUUAUGAGGGCUUCUGGGUGGACGGAGUGGCCAAAUGUGGAACAGUGUCUGACUUUGGAAGAGCUGAGGCACCAACACCCACAAUAUACCCGAUUCCUAAGGUACAUCUGUUGGAUGUGAGAUCAGUUUUAAUGGAAACACAAUCAACAUACCACAGUGAAUAGGACAAGCCAAAGAAGAACAUCAGAACACCCUAAAGUGCUCCAUCUCUGCUGAUCUCUGGACACCAUGCUCACUUACCAUGCUGUUAAAUGCCAUCAUGUAACGAAUAAAGAGAGCACAUCAUCAUGAGGAAGUUUUUUAGUAAUUUUACUUCUAUGAAACGGGACCACUGAACAUGAUUUGACUUGUAAUGAGAUCACGGUGCCAUCUGGAUAUCAUUCCCCAGUGGCAACUCGAGGUAUUACAAACAUUCCUAGAAGCAAAACAAAAAGUAAACAGUUACAUUUGCCAAGACCAACCCACUCAGUGUACAAACAAGUCACAAAGGGUGCACUUUGAACAGAAAAUUAAAGCAACAAAUAACACUUUUACAAAGCCAAUUGUGUUCAGAAAGAACAUGUGCAGUUAAUCUCUGUAUUCACUGUUUAAGCAGCAGUGAAAAUAACUUGACGCUUUUCUAGUCACAAAUUCAUAUUUUCCGACCAAAUAAUCAUGGUACAAAAUGCUAUUUCAAUACCACAGUUUACAACUAUGAAAACACUUUUUGUAGAGUUUAUGCAGCAACAUUUGGCCAACCGAUUAGACUAAAAAUAACUUAAUAAGCAGGCUGAUUACAUUUAAUCUCUCAAACAUGAAUUGAAACCUGAACCUUAGGUUGAAUACAGAACUGACAGAAGACAAUGGUCGCGUUCCGCUGGUCAGACGUUGCAUGCAUCAACCAAUGGUUGCGUGCCACAUCGUCGACUGUGCCUUCGGACACCAGAUUGCUAUAACAAAAGUGGUUAGCUGGUACUUAAAAUACCUAUCCAGGCAUUGUAAGAUCUGGCAUGCAUCAGCAACGCCUGGGCAGAGGUACGUGCCCGUUCAUUGGUGCUCAUAGAAUACAAUGAGGCAAGCCAACUUGUCACAAUGUAGUAGUUAAAGGGAUAGUUUACCCAAAUUACAGAAUGACAUAUUGGUUUCCUUACCCUUUAAGCAGUAUGGACAAGGUAUUACAGCAAUCCAUUCUUUGGUUUAAUUUCCCUGGGACUGUUUCCACAAGCUAACGUUUUAGCAUUUGAGGCACAAAUCCCAUUCAAGUAAUUUUUUGCACAUCAUGUUCAAAACUUCUAAGUGACUUUUGAGCUUUACUAUCAAUUUGAGAUACUUUCUUAUGAUUUGGACACGAUGCGCGAAAAUUGCUAAUAUCGACCCAUCAAUGUGAUUUGUGCCAC
Salvelinus namaycush (lake trout) is the source of this 3675-nucleotide messenger RNA. It is a transcript of the gene morn3, whose product is annotated as MORN repeat containing 3. The transcript is spliced from 5 exons. The record is from RefSeq and is a predicted model, not a curated record. The coding region runs from base 1732 to 2463 and encodes 243 amino acids. Lineage: Eukaryota; Metazoa; Chordata; Actinopteri; Salmoniformes; Salmonidae.